CAACUGACUUCCUUGUGACUGCUGGGACACUGUCCAGCUCCGAGCCCUCGUCGCUGCCCUAAAGUUAGGCUAUGUCUUGGCGAAAGUGACGUAUCUUUUGGCAAUAGUCACCAUGGGCCUCGGGACUGUGUCCGCGGCUGCGGAUCUGUUGGACUGGAUGGUGGAAUGGAGCUGUGAAGUUGGAACUUCUGAGCUGGGAUCGGAGCUUGGGAUUGAUAGUGGUAGUCCGAUUUGAGGAGAGAGACCGACCCCCUGCUGCCCCGAUCGUUCCCUGAUGGAUGCCUCCAGCACAUACCUUUAUUCAUUCGCAGCCUGUCAGUAACUGCACCCCGAUACCCAACUAUCUGUUCUUUACUGGCAAUCGGGUGUUCAGUAUAUGAAUAUGAUGUGGAUUGUGAGCGACUGGGCCCGUAUCAUUCUUCUCUGUGUGGCGCUUUUGAACUGGGGGCGGAGACCCUUGAAAGUCCUUUUACAAUUGAGUUCUGGGUCACUCAAGGAUAUUCCAAGUAAGUGCCGGAGCUGGUCUACGAAAGCGAGCUUUGAAAUCAUCGUUCCUUCCUUUGCAAGGUGCAGACGUCAGGAGUACGCCAAGUCUUUUUCGGGACCGUCGCACUCUCCGGGGUGCAGAGAAGUAUGCCUGAGGUUCGUAUCUAGCCCGUAUGAUGCGCUGUUCCGAAAAGCUGCAACGCAGCGAGCGAGUGUCGCACGGCAAGCGGAGAAUUGACGUUGGCUGUCACAAGAUUAGCCUCCACAAUUGUGUGCGAAACCUCCGAAGCCACAAACGUGGCCUUCAUGAUCUUUGUUUUCAAGUCAUUCACAAUACUUGGCACUUGCCAACAGCAUCGACUGUAAGAAUUCGACUUACCCUGAGUUCAGUUGUUGUGCCGAGGUUUGCCUAAGUAUGAGAGUAUGGUCAGUAAUGAUCUCGCAAAGACGAAGUCCGGGGAUGAUCCUCUCAUUGAUGGAAACAUCAGGGUUCAAAGGAUGUAAUCUUUUGGUAAUCAUGUGAAACACGGAUGAACUGAAUACAUCUUCUGUUUCGGGGGGGAGGGGUGUGGGGUACACUCGAGUGAGGAUACUUACAUUCUGGUUGAUAUCCGGGGUC
Fimicolochytrium jonesii is the source of this 1105-nucleotide messenger RNA. RefSeq lists its product as uncharacterized. The transcript has a single exon. The record is from RefSeq and is a predicted model, not a curated record. Lineage: Eukaryota; Fungi; Chytridiomycota; Chytridiomycetes; Spizellomycetales; Powellomycetaceae. The coding region runs from base 377 to 724 and encodes 115 amino acids.